Molecule: messenger RNA, 5829 nt
Organism: Cyprinodon variegatus (sheepshead minnow)
Lineage: Eukaryota; Metazoa; Chordata; Actinopteri; Cyprinodontiformes; Cyprinodontidae
Exons: 9
Coding region: 1-5829 (1942 amino acids)
Biological process (GO): DNA integration; proteolysis
Molecular function (GO): nucleic acid binding; aspartic-type endopeptidase activity
Source: RefSeq, a predicted model, not a curated record
AUGGCGCAAGUACUGUGUGUGAAGGCAGAGUUCCAAGACCAACAGGGAGCGAAAGUAGUGGUCAUCUGUCCGCAAACUAAUCUAGGAGCCAUUCAGCAGAGAUGGGUUGCACAGCUGUCUGUAUUCGACUUUGAAAUCAAGUAUCGCCCUGGUCGUUGCAAUACUGCCGCCGAUGCCCUUUCCAGGCAGCCAUCAGGGGAUGAGCCAGAACCCGACAGCGAGGAUGCAGAAUAUGAUGGCUGCAUAGCCAUAUGUAACAUGUUCAGGGCAGAAGCAAAUGAGGAAGCAGUCAGUGAGACUGUGCAGGACAGCACCCCAACCAUGCCUGGUUAUUCUAACGCAGAGCUUCAGCACUUCCAGGCGUCAGAUCAGACACUAAGUGUCUUCGGAGAUUUCUGGCGGAGACAGAAGAAACCUGGUUACCCACAGAAAAUGGGUCUACCUAAACUUGUGCGGUCCCUGUUGAAACAGUGGGCCCGUAUCAGAGAAAAGGAUGGACUUCUGUACCGUGUGAUUGGGGAUGCUCAUCUUGGACAGUGUCAUCAGCUGCUAUUACCAGCUUGUCUCAAAGAACAAGUGCUCAAAAGUGUGCAUGAUCAAAUGGGGCACCAGGGAAUUGAGCGGACAAUGAGUUUAUUGAGGCAGAGAUGUUUCUGGGGAGGAAUGUAUGAAGAUGUGGAGCAACGGGUGAAGAAAUGUCAGAGGUGCGUGUUAACAAAAAUGCCACACCCCCGAGUUCAGGCACCCCAAACUCCCUUCUUGGCUACUCGCCCACUGGAAAUUGUCGCUGUUGACUACACCACACUUGAACGUGCCACAGAUGGACGUGAAAACGCUCUUGUAAUAACUGAUGUGUUCACAAAGUUCAGUCAGGUUUUUGCCACACGAGAUCAAAAGGCAGAUACUACAGCCAAAAUCAUACUGAAAGAGUGGUUCAUGAAAUAUGGGGUACCAGAACGUCUGCACUCAGACCAGGGCAGAAAUUUUGAAAGUGCAGUGAUUGCUGAGCUAUGCAAACUGUAUGGGGUGAAAAAGACUCGGACAACACCGCACCACCCUCAGGGUAAUCCUCAAUGUGAGAGAUUCAACAGGACGUUACACAACCUUCUCCGUACGCUUCCCCCUGAAAAGAAGCGGCGUUGGCCCGAACAUCUGUCAGAGCUGGUGUAUGCUUACAAUGUUACGCCACAUUCAACCACAGGGUAUUCGCCCUAUUACUUACUGUUUGGUGUCCACCCACACUUGCCAGUUGAUGCAUUGUUAGGCCAGGAGCCAGUGAAGGAUGACAAACUGGACUGGUUAGCGGUGCACCAGGAGCGUCUCCAGGACGCACAUGCCAGGGCCAGAGAAUAUUAUCCAGGGGACNAGGCAGAAGUAAAGGUUCUCCUGGGAAACUAUGCAGAUGUCUUUGCACUUCGCGACGAAGAUUUGGGGUACACAGAUCGUGUGAAACAUGAAAUCCCGGUUUCAGAUGAGACACCCGUUUCUCAGCCAUACAGGCGCAUUCCACCUAAUCAAUACAAAGAGGUCAGGGAACACAUUUCUGAGCUGCUGCGAAAAGGAGUAAUUCAAGAGAGCUCAAGCUCUUAUGCUUCACCAGUCGUUUUGGUUCGAAAGUCAGAUGGAAGCCUUAGACUCUGUGUGGACUACCGCAGGCUAAAUGCAAAGACCAGACGCGAUGCAUUCCCACUUCCCCGCAUUGAGGAAAGCCUGGAUGCUCUGAGUGGUGCAGAGUUCUUCUCAAGCAUUGAUCUUGCAAGUGGCUACCACCAGGUGGCAGUGCAUGAGAAAGACAGAGACAAGACAGCAUUUACCACACCAUUUGGCUUGUAUGAGUAUUUGAGAAUGCCUUUCGGGUUAUGCAACGCCCCGGCAACGUUUCAACGUCUCAUGCAGGCCACGAUGAGUGACUUGGUCUUCCAAAUGGUGUUGAUCUAUUUGGAUGAUCUGCUCGUGUUCUCAGCAACAUUCCAAGAUCAUCUGGUGAGACUAGAGACUGUCCUGAAAAGACUAAGGGAGACUGGGCUUAAGGUAAAAGUUGAGAAAUGCCACUUCCUCCAGCCUAAAGUCAGGUUUCUGGGUCAUGAAGUCUCAGCCCAGGGCAUUAGUGCGGAUCCUGACAAAAUAAGUGCGGUGACUAAGUGGCCCAUCCCUAGUACUGUGAAAGAGCUGAGGUCCUUUUUAGGAUUUUGUAGUUACUACAGGAGAUUUAUUGAGGGUUUCUCCCAAAUCGCAGGGCCACUUCAUGAUGUUGUGAAUGUAUGUAUUAAAGAGAGCAGUCAGUACAGGGCUAAACAGCUUUUUAUUUCGGCCUGGACACCACAGUGUUUACAAGCUUUCGAGCUACUCAAGGAAAAGUUAACCAGUACCCCCACGCUAGGCUACGCUGACUUUAGCCUUCCCUUCACACUUGAGACAGAUGCUAGCAGUCUAGGAUUAGGUGCUGUCCUUUAUCAGAUACAAGGAGGGAAAAGGAAAGUUAUAGCUUAUGCCAGUAGGAGACUCAGAGGGGCUGAAAAGAACGAUCAGAACUACAGCAGCAUGAAGCUUGAACUGUUAGCAUUAAAGUGGGCAGUUACAGAAAAGUUUAGGAGCUAUCUUCUGGGUUCUAAGUUCACAAUCAUAACAGAUAACAACCCCCUCUGCCACCUGUCCACAGCUAAUCUAGGAGCCAUUCAGCAGAGAUGGGUUGCACAGCUGUCUGUAUUCGACUUUGAAAUCAAGUAUCGCCCUGGUCGUUGCAAUACUGCCGCUGAUGCCCUUUCCAGGCAGCCAUCAGGUGAUGAGCCAGAACCCGACAGCGAGGAUGCAGAAUAUGAUGGCUGCAUAGCCAUAUGUAACAUGUUCAGGGCAGGUACUGAUUUAGACCUAGAUUUAGUUGCAGCUGGAGUCAAAGCUUGUGAAGUCAGGCUGCUGCAUGUAUCAGAAGCAAAUGAGGAAGCGGUUGGUGAGACGGUGCAGGACAGCACCCCAACCAUGCCUGGUUAUUCUAACGCAGAGCUUCAGCACUUCCAGGCAUCAGAUCAGACACUAAGUGUCUUCGGAGAUUUCUGGCGGAGACAGAAGAAACCUGGUUACCCACAGAAAAUGGGUCUACCUAAACCUGUGCGGUCCCUGUUGAAACAGUGGGCCCGUAUUAGAGAAAAGGAUGGACUUCUGUACCGUGUGAUUGGGGAUGCUCAUCUUGGGCUGUGUUAUCAGCUGCUAUUACCAGCUUGUCUCAAAGAACAAGUGCUCAAAAGUGUGCAUGAUCAAAUGGGGCACCAGGGAAUUGAGCGGACAAUGAGUUUAUUGAGGCAGAGAUGUUUCUGGGGAGGAAUGUAUGAAGAUGUGGAGCAACGGGUGAAGAAAUGUCAGAGGUGCGUGUUAACAAAAAUGCCACACCCCCGAGUUCAGGCACCCCAAACUCCCUUCUUGGCUACUCGCCCACUGGAAAUUGUCGCUGUUGACUACACCACACUUGAACGUGCCACAGAUGGACGUGAAAACGCUCUUGUAAUAACUGAUGUGUUCACAAAGUUCAGUCAGGUUUUUGCCACACGAGAUCAAAAGGCAGAUACUACAGCCAAAAUCAUACUGAAAGAGUGGUUCAUGAAAUAUGGGGUACCAGAACGUCUGCACUCAGACCAGGGCAGAAAUUUUGAAAGUGCAGUGAUUGCUGAGCUAUGCAAACUGUAUGGGGUGAAAAAGACCCGGACAACACCGCACCACCCUCAGGGUAAUCCUCAAUGUGAGAGAUUCAACAGGACGUUACACAACCUUCUCCGUACGCUUCUCCCUGAAAAGAAGCGCCAUGGGGAAGAUCUGCGGGAUUAUUCACAUGCCCUGUCUCAGCUGCUAAACUCUGCACUACAGCAGUCUCCUGGUGUAGUACCCGACACGCAGCUAGCACUCCGCGAUCAGUUCAUUGAAGGAAAACGGGAGCCCUCCAUUGCUUUGAGCCGGGCAAUGCGAGGCAAGUCAGAAGGCUCAAAAGAAACUCUGACCAAAGAACACUUUCUGGAGCAUGCUGUAGGACAGUGCCCUGAGGUGGAUAUCCAGAUCGGAGGUGUUCCCCUCAGAUGCUUGCUUGACACGGGAAGUAAUGUAAGCACUUUGACCGAAAGUUUCUUUAGGAAUCAUCUACAUGGAGAAGAUGAAGAUAUGCACUGUACUGCCAAGUGGCUAAAAAUAACAGCAGCCAACAAGUUGCCACUGCCCUACUUGGGUUACGUAGAACUAGACGUACAGGUGAUGGGACUUACUGUUCCAGAGUGUGGUUUCCUAAUAAUCAAAGAUGAUGGAACAAAAAAGGUCAAUGCCAGAGAGACAGAUUCAUCCCCGCCUGGCAUAAUAGGGAUGAACAUUGCAAAGCGGUGUAGACAGUUAGUUCUCUCCGAGUUUGACACCGCUCUAGGUGGGGAACUGGAUUCCAACUGGAGGGAUGCCUGCCACCGUGUACAGGAAGCUGAGCUGGUGGAAAAGAUAUCUGUCGCCCGUGUCGCCAGUAAAAACAAAGUGCGAGUUCCCGCCUCAUCAGGUACCACUGUCUAUGUUAGGGGUCACAGUAAACAGUUUGAGAGCAUGUUGUUCGAACCAGGAAACGCUCCACUGCCAGGUGGGUUAGUUGUGAUCCCAACCUUAGUAUCAACUAACAGCCUAUUGUUUCCAGUCCAGGUAAUCAACCUUUCCCAGGAGGAUUUAUGGCUGCCACCUAAGGCUAGAAUAGGAACCCUCAGUCAGGGCCAGUGCAUGGAUGGUGACCCAUAUGAAGUGAAGUUUGAGCGCAUUUCUGCUGACCAUGAGGAGGUGAGCAUCAAUCAGAAGGAUUGUCAGGAAACAGACAGUGACAUACAGGACUUGCUCAGCCGAUUACACAUUGGAGGUACACCAGAAGAACAGGCAGAAGUAAAGGUUCUCCUGGGAAACUAUGCAGAUGUCUUUGCACUUCGCGAUGAAGAUUUGGGGUACACAGAUCGUGUGAAACAUGAAAUCCCGGUUUCAGAUGAGACACCUGUUUCUCAGCCAUACAGGCGCAUUCCACCUAAUCAAUACAAAGAGCUGUGUGGAGUACUUAGCCUAGUCUUCAGCCUGAGCAUGCUCCUCCAGAGAGUCCCCUUGCUGUGGAAGACGUCCUGCCUCAUUCCUGUGCCAAAGACGCCGCACCCUAGCGACCCUCGGGACUACAGACCAGUGGCACUGACGUUCCAUAUCAUGAAGACCUUUGAGAAGCUAGUCCUGGAGCAGCUAAGGCCCUUGGUCAGGCCCUUCACUGAUCCACUAAAGUUCGCCUACCAGCCCCACCUGGGAGUUGAGGACAGCAUCAUUUUCCUGCUGAACAGAGCCUACAAUCUUCUGGACAAGCCGGCGAACACUGUGAGAAUCAUGUUCUUUGAUUUCUCCAGUGCCUUCAACACCAUCCGCCCGGCUCUACUAGGUGAGAAGAUGACUGCGAUGCAGGUGGAGGCCCCCAUCAUGUCCUGGAUUGGUGAGGAGAGUGAAUACAGGACUGUGGUGGGCAACUUUGUCACUUGGAGUGAGCUGAACCACCUGCAGCUCAACGUGACAAACACUAAGGAGCUAAUAGUGGAUCUGAGGAGGACAAAAACACCUGUGACCCCUGUUUCCAUCCAGGGGGUUCCUGUUGACACUGUGGAGGAGUAUAAGUACCUGGGAGUUGGGCUGAGGGUCGCUGACAACAACAGACUGAACAAACUGAUCAGGAAGGCCGGUGAUGUUGUGGGGGAGCAGCUGGACACUCUGACCACCGUGGCAGAGAGGAAGAUGCUGUCCAGGCUUCAGUCCAUCUUAGACAAUGACUCACAUCCUCCCCAUGACACACUGGUCUAG